AUGACUGUGGAACUUUUGGAAUGUAUUCAAUAUCUUCAUGGAUUGGAUCCGCCGAUCAUUCAUAGAGAUAUAAAAUCGCAUAACGUUUUAAUUUCCCAAAAUAACAAUAGAUUUUUAAAACUAUGUGACUUUGGUUUGGCUACCGAUCACAGGGGGUUAUCCAUGAGCCACACUCUAGGCGUCGGGACAGCAAAAUAUAUGGCACCAGAAGUUGGUUUUACCACAAAGUAUGACAUUAAAGUAGAUAUAUAUAGUCUUGGAAUAAUUGGACAUGAAUUGUUUGGAUUCUUUGAAAAUAAUAUCGAUUAA
Molecule: messenger RNA, 309 nt
Organism: Medioppia subpectinata
Lineage: Eukaryota; Metazoa; Arthropoda; Arachnida; Sarcoptiformes; Oppiidae
Source: the annotation of a GenBank genome assembly